AUGAAUCAACCAACUAAUGUUUAUUGCGAUUAGAAUUAAAUUUGCUAAGACUGUUUAAAUACUGAUUGUUUAUAUUGUAAAAGUGAUUUGAACACCUGUACAUAAUGUGUAAGUAAAUUCUUAUUUAAUGGAAUAUGCUCCAAUGACUAGCCAACAGGUACUUUUUGUGAUAAAAGUACAAAAAUAUGCACUAAAUGUUCAGUCGAUUCAUGUAAUUAGUGCUUAGAUGAUAUUUAAAUAUGUUAGAAAUGCGAUUAAUCUUCAACAAAACCUUAUCUAUAUUAAAACAGCUGCUUAAAUUCUACUCCAGAUUAUGUUUAAUGCGAUUCUUAAAAUAUUUGUACUAAUAAACCACCAACAUACUGCACCGAAAAUUGCUAGACAUGCGAUUACAAGUAAAAAAUUUGCUUACAGUGUUCUAACACUUAUUUAAAAGUAAUAAGCUAAUCAUCUUCGCUUCCUACAUGUUAAAGUAAUUGUCCUUCUAAUUCUUCUUAAUAAAACUAAGAAUGUUAUGUUUGCCCUUAGUUUUGCACAUCCUGCAAUAGCUAGUUUUAAUGUCUAUCUUGUUAAUAUGGUUAUUCUCUAUAAUCUGGGGUGUGUUCACUUUGCAAAGGAUUAGCAUAAGGAUCUAAUCCCUCUAGUUAUAAGUGUGAACCGUGCCAAGUAACAAAUUGUUAAAAUUGUACUGUAGACAGUUCUAAAUGUAAUAUGUGCUCUUCAAAUUACUAUCUUGUUAAUAACAAAUGCUAAACUAGUCAUCCUGUAGGUUAUUUUUGUGAUAGUUAAAAUGUUUGCUUUAAAUGUAAUGGUGAUUGUAAUACUUGUGAUGAAUAAAGAAAUUGCAAUACUUGCAGCGAUGGAUGUAUUUAAUGUUUAGACUCUCAUAAUUGUACUGCUUGUGGUGAUGAUUUCUUAUUAGAUAAUCAUAAAUGCACUUAAUUCAAAGAAAAAAAUAUGCUAAAAUUGUGA
Tetrahymena thermophila SB210 is the source of this 972-nucleotide messenger RNA. RefSeq names its product zinc finger lsd1 subclass family protein. The transcript is spliced from 2 exons. NCBI's taxonomy places the organism in Eukaryota, Ciliophora, Oligohymenophorea, Hymenostomatida, Tetrahymenidae. The record is from RefSeq and is a predicted model, not a curated record.